This is a messenger RNA of Melopsittacus undulatus (budgerigar), 1305 nucleotides long. It is a transcript of the gene ARMH1, whose product is annotated as armadillo like helical domain containing 1. NCBI's taxonomy places the organism in Eukaryota, Metazoa, Chordata, Aves, Psittaciformes, Psittaculidae. The record is from RefSeq and is a predicted model, not a curated record.
GAGAUCAUGACUUAUGUCAAAGAGCAGGAAGCCUCCAGGAGGCUCAUGGUUUUCUUGCAGGAAUCGGAUAGUGCCCACAAAGUUGCCCAAAGCCACAUACUGGACAACUUCAUUAAAAGCAAUGACUGCAGGACAGAACCAGUACUGGAGCUGGAGUUCUCCCAGGGAGCCAGCUUGUUUCUGGCUCACCUAGCAGCAUGGCUCAGGAUGACAUAUGUGCUUCCUUGGAGGUGGCACUGCACGUGCCUCAGCAAGCUGCUCAGGCCUUCCAUUGGCAUCUUUCUAUCUCCUGCAGGCAGACACAGAUACCUUAUUUAAUUCCUGGACAUCGGGGGUGUCUUGAUUCUCCUGGAAAUACUAGGGCUGAACUACCACAAAGCCGAGGACAAGAGGGAGUCUGUAAAGCUGCUGCAGCUCAGCGCAGAUGCUGGCAGGAAGUAUAUGGAGCUCAUCUGUGAAAGCUACGGAGUGCGAUCCCUUGCCAAGUUCUUGGCCACUUCCAACUCAGCAGAUGCUCAAGAAGACAUGCAUAUUCUGCUGGACUCUUUGGGCUGCAGCAAUCCCAAGUACCAGAACCAAGUCUACAAAGGCCUCAUUGAUGUGCUGCCAUGUGCCUCCCCCCAAACCCAGCAGCUGGCUCUGCAGACACUAUGUGUCAUGCAGGACGUGGUAGGAGAGGCACCCACAGCAGUGGUGGAGCCGCUGCUGGGUGUGCUGCACUCCACGCACCUGCAGGUCCAGCACGAAGGGUGCACUGCGGAUCGGCGCCGCAGCCCCGUUAAAUUUGGUCGUUCCCGCGGGGUCCCGCUGUCCGGGUGUGGGGCAUUGCCCGUGUACGCCGUAGGCAGAGUGACGAACCAUAGCGGCGGGGACCGGGCGCGAGUGGCUCGGUCGCCGUACCCAGCAGCACCUGGCCUGAAAGAACCCAAGCUGGUGUAUACGCAGCAGGCAGCUGCUGCAAAAAUCGUUGAUGUCUUAGCCAAGGAGUCAGCGGAAGUGGCUGAGGAGCUGAUCUGGAUGAAGGUGGUACAUGGCCUGAUGGUUGCUGUGGGGAACCUGGAUUAUGUGGGCAACGAGAGGUAUGCCAGCAUCUCCCUAGAGUAUUUUGUCCACACAUUUCUCUUCAUGGAGGAGUGCAUGAAGAAUGCACUAGGGGACACACUGUUCCAGCACUUCAUGGACAGACCUGAGACCUGGUACACAAAAAUGGAUCCACCCCAGGCAGAAGUACUGGCCUCCAUUGUGAUAGAUAACCCUUUAAGUCAUGGCAAGGAUACAGUCCACAGGUGUAUGCAGAGCUGCUGA